Messenger RNA from Phyllostomus hastatus (greater spear-nosed bat), 2213 nucleotides. RefSeq names its product MGAT4 family member C (gene MGAT4C). The record is from RefSeq and is a predicted model, not a curated record. Gene Ontology annotation, molecular function: acetylglucosaminyltransferase activity. Gene Ontology annotation, biological process: protein N-linked glycosylation. Lineage: Eukaryota; Metazoa; Chordata; Mammalia; Chiroptera; Phyllostomidae. Bases 1 to 1437 code for a protein of 478 amino acids. The transcript has 3 exons.
AUGUUUAGAUUUCAUCAAGUGAAACAUAUAUUUGAAAUACUGGAUAAAAUGAGAUGCCUGCGAAAACGUUCUACAGUGUCAUUCUUGGGAGUUCUUGUCAUUUUCCUUCUAUUUAUGAACUUGUACAUUGAAGACAGCUAUGUUCUGGAAGGAGACAAACAAUUUAUAAGGGAAACAUCCACACAUCAGCUGAAUUCAGAACGCUAUGUGCAUACUUUCAAAGAUUUAUCUAACUUCUCAGGAGCCAUCAAUGUCACCUAUCGCUACUUAGCUUCCACUCCUUUACAAAGAAAGCGGUUUCUUACAAUUGGACUAUCAUCAGUGAAACGAAAAAAAGGAAACUACUUACUUGAAACAAUCAAGUCAAUUUUUGAGCAAUCCAGCUACGAAGAGCUCAAGGAAAUCUCAGUGGUGGUUCAUCUAGCAGACUUUAAUUCAUCCUGGCGUGAGGUCAUGGUUCAGGAUAUUACACAGAAAUUUGCCCACCAUAUUAUUGCAGGAAGAUUAAUCGUUAUACAUGCCCCAGAGGAAUAUUACCCAAUCCUGGAUGGCCUUAAAAGAAAUUACAAUGAUCCAGAAGAUAGAGUCAGAUUUCGUUCCAAGCAAAAUGUAGAUUAUGCUUUUCUGCUUAAUUUUUGUUCCAAUACUUCAGACUAUUAUGUGAUGCUUGAAGAUGAUGUUCGAUGUUCAAAAAAUUUCUUAACUGCCAUCAAGAAAGUUAUUACAUCUCUAGAAGGAACUUACUGGGUAACUCUUGAGUUUUCUAAGCUUGGCUACAUUGGAAAACUUUAUCAUUCACAUGACCUCCCACGUUUGGCACAUUUUUUAUUAAUGUUUUAUCAAGAAAUGCCUUGUGAUUGGCUAUUGACUCAUUUUCGGGGUCUCUUGGCUCAGAAAAAUGUUAUUCGUUUUAAACCAUCUCUCUUUCAGCACAUGGGUUAUUAUUCAUCAUAUAAAGGGACAGAGAAUAAGCUGAAGGAUGACGAUUUUGAAGAGGAGUCACUUGACAUCCCUGAUAACCCUCCUGCAAGACUAUAUACCAACAUGAAUGUUUUUGAAAAUUAUGAAGCAAGCAAGGCUUACAGUAGCGUUGAUGAGUACUUUUGGGGAAAACCACCUUCAACAGGAGAUGUCUUUGUGAUUAUAUUUGAAAAUCCAAUUGUGAUUAAAAAAAUUAAAGUGAGUACUGGAACAGAAGAUCGGCAAAAUGACAUUUUACAUCAUGGAGUCCUAGAUGUUGGGGAAAAUGUUAUAGUUUUCAAACAAAGUAGACAAUGUGAUACUUACAUAAGACUAGGGGAAUUCAAAAAUGGAAACUUUGAAAUGUUAGAUGUGAAUCAAAAAAUUCCAUUUGAUAUACAGUGUAUAAGGAUAUAUGUUACCAAAACCCAAAAAGAAUGGCUGAUUAUUAGGAGUAUUAGCAUUUGGACUUCUUAGCCAAUUAAAUCAGUAUGUCCUUUCACUGAAACAGGUCUUCCUGUUUCCUUUUGUUACCUUCCUCUUUUGCUACAUUUGUCCUAUGGAGUUAAGCAACAGAUGGGACAUUUUAAAAGAAAAGUCAGUCAUCUUGGCAGUUUUGAUUUACCCAUUUUCAUCACAAUUUUACUCUAAUAUACACUUGCACUUAUAUCAAAUUCUGAAGUUGAAUAUGUUCACAGUUAAUACUAGGUUCAUUUAUAUUUUAAUGUUAUUAUGUUAGUUUCAAAUUUUUAACAGUGUUUUAAAGGGGGCAUGAAGAACUUAAAAAGAGAAAUUUUAGUCUGUUGGAUGGUAAGUCUUGAAAAAUAUUUUCCAACUGUAUACAUUUCCUCAAUAAUUGAUAGUUUAUCAUAUCAUCAGAUAGCUUUUAUUAACCCUUUGUGUAAAUAUACAGUUGGUUAGAAUGAUAAUCUGUCGGGGUUUGUUUUUUAUUUUUUUGGACACUGAGUUUUCCAUAGACCCUUGUACAUCUACAAUGAAUACCUCCUCAUGGAAAUGAUGUCUUUACAACCGAUUUUUGUGUAUAGGUGGGACUACAGAAAGAAAAAUUUUCUCCCUUGAUUAUUUAUAUGAAAGGGGGCAUUGAUCAUUGUAUAAAAACAAUUGAGCACCUGUUAUCAAUAAAUUUUCUGUGGGAGUCUUUUUCUAGUUUCCCUUUUGCAAAAAAAGAAUAGUUAUGUUCAGUAUUCUCAGGGUACAUUGGGUACCUGCAUUUAAUAGAAGAAAUUAGAGAA